This is a messenger RNA of Yamadazyma tenuis ATCC 10573, 1382 nucleotides long. The record is from RefSeq and is a predicted model, not a curated record. NCBI's taxonomy places the organism in Eukaryota, Fungi, Ascomycota, Pichiomycetes, Serinales, Debaryomycetaceae.
UUACUAGAAUAUAUUAUUGAACUAUUGUCCCAGGUAAGCAAGCCGUUUUAACUUGCACCAAGUAGAUUGACAACUCUAUGCCAUUUGCGAGACUCGAAAAUACAAAAGGGUAUGUCGAGAUUUUCGCAAAAACUCUGGCUAGACUCAGGUUGUACAAAGUACACCUCAAACUGGUAAAAGUUUGGAAGUUGAAGAAGAUCUGGAUUGUUUAUGUUCCAUUUACGGAGCUAACGCGGUUGCAAAAGCGCAGUUGCAAAAGACAAUAAAGCCGGAAGAUUGAAAAUAUAGUCGUGUCGUUUGACGAAACUUUGUUUGUUAUGGACACCAUAGUCAAAGUUAGAUCGGAUAACGGGUUCAGCUAUCUGAUGCAUACAAGUUGGCCGAGUCAAAGAACUAAACCUUGGAAGCUUUGGCAUUGAGUUACGUUCAAAGUGUAUCGGCCUUAAGGAUUUUGAAGGAAUUCCAAAGGUCACUAAGAUUAUCCCUAUCCCAUCCGAAUCUACCGAGGAAAUGGUUGACAAGAGCUUUGGCAGUCCCGUCCAAAUACCAAGAGAAGAUUUUGAAGCUCUUCAUAAGACCCUCAAGGAACGCCCUAUUUCCAGCAAUCUACUUCAAGUAUCCGGUUUCAACAGAUCUAAAUUAUAUUGUAAAUUUGUUUCAUUAGCGUUAAAACAUAUCCAAACAUUGUAUAAAAGGACUGGGAUCUUGUUUGAGCUACAACUCAUGUGUCCUACAUACCUCUGACAAAUUUGCGGUACUUGAACAUCCAAAACUUUCCAAAGUUGCGUCUUCUUCCUCGUUAAACACAGUUCUGACCCAUGCAUCACCAAAGUUGAAGAGGUGAGUAGUCUUUGUAGCGCUUUACCGUACCAUAAGCAGCCAAAGAAAAGUGAUCAGCUGGUAGAAUUACCAUAUAUGUCUUUUUUCAUUUACAACAUACGAUGUUUUAAUAGAGCCAAUUGAGAUAGGAUGAAGUUCUAAAAUUGUCACUCACUUCUGUGAUAUUCUUUUACGAUGACAAUUGAAGUUUCACGGUGACCCGGAGGUGUAUUGUAGAACCCUCUUAUUUCAAAGCAAGUAACACCUGUCACAUGACAUGAAUGGUACAACUUGCUGUUGGAACUAGGCUAACAUCGCUGGCAAUGGCAGCUAUGACCGUUCAAGCCUGUUUGAAUUCACCGAAUGCCCUCAAUACUGUUGCGGCUUUGUACAGCAUCAAAAAUAAACAAACGCCCGUCAAAAUGCCACUUUUGCCUUUCCUGGAUACCCAAAACAACUUUCCAGAACUAUUCUUUAUAGCCACUGAAGAGGCUUUUGCACAUAUUCCGGACAUAAUGCAGCUCUUAAGAACUCUAUAAUCUUUUAUCACCAAUCAUCAAUAA